This is a messenger RNA of Hydatigera taeniaeformis, 708 nucleotides long. The record is from the annotation of a GenBank genome assembly. NCBI's taxonomy places the organism in Eukaryota, Metazoa, Platyhelminthes, Cestoda, Cyclophyllidea, Taeniidae.
AUGUCCGCUAGAAACUUCAUUUCAAAUGAAACUCCCAGGUACCGUGUCUACGUUGGCAACCUACCCAAGAAUUGUUUGCAGUCCUACGUGGAAGAAAUUUUUGAGGGGUGCAAUAUUUCACGUAUAACUUUGAUGCGUGAUAGUAAUACAGACGAAUUUAAGGGCUACGCCUAUGUGGAACUAAGAGAUGAGAACUCCUACAAUAAGGCGCUAUUGUGUGACAAGACGAUUGUCAACAAACGGGAAAUACGCGUAAAUGAUGCAGAAAGAGGCGGUAAGUCUUGGAUAUGCUUCUUCCGCGCAACCGUGGCGGCCGCGGUCGUGCUGAUUUUAACGGAAGAGCUGCGGUUGCUUGAACUUCGUGUCUGUUUUCUAAUAGGUAAUUUGCGUGGCGGUGGUCGACAAGCUGGGAUUGGUGGCAACGGAUUUGGCAAUCGUCCGCGUCCAGGAGCUUAUCGUCCGCGUGUUCAGCCGGGUGCUGCUGGUUUUCUUGAUGAAUAUUCCGCACCUCCACCCAGCAACCGUUCGGGUGGCGGAUAUAUACCUCCGCCAAACUUUGAUGCUGCUGAUCGUCCACGUCUCUCCCUCAAACCACGGUCUACUCCGGUUAAUGUAGAUACUCAAGAACGUGAGCUUUCUGAGCGAUCGAAAGCUAUUUUUGGGGUCGGUAAACCUCGUGAUCCCAGUCCUUCAAGGUGUGUUUGUUGA